AUGUCUCUCCGUUCCAAGAAGAACGUUACCCUCAUCCGCCCAAUACCCGCCUUCAUACCGCGUGCUCUGGCGCUGGAUGUUCUUCACGACCACAGUGAAGUCAUCACACUCAACCCGCUGGUUUUAUCACAUCGUGCCAUUGCCGCUCCGAUCGAUGCGCCGCCGGAUGAGGCGCUGUCCAGAUGGUAUGAGAUUACGGAACGCAUUCAAUUCAUUCCGGGUCUAGGCAAGGCAGGCUCGUCAACAAUAAACUUUAAUGGCGUCUUUCACGAUGUGCCGUGGGGUCUACAGACACAUAUAUAUGCUCCGAUGAACAUUGACAUGAGGGCACAAUACCGCAUCGCAGGAUCACAACCGGGUGUCGACCAGGAGCCUGCAAUACGAGAGCUGGGUCUCGAGAAGCUGGGCGCCCCGAAAGAGGGCCUGUACUUACGAGCAGAUGUUGAAUUCAAGGCGAAUGUAGCGCUUGCAGGCUUCGUGAAGAGCGAAAGCGUCAAAGCGAUCGGGGAGAUGGUGCAGCGAAUGGUUCAACGAGCCGAAAAGCUGGACGCAGACGUGCUGCAGGGCAUGAUUAGAGACGAAAGAGAGGUCAACCUGGGAAGAGUGAAGAGUGCAGACGGACCACAGCCCCAACUGGCUUGGCAAUUGCGGCAGAGCCAAAGUCAAGGAUCAGUUCCCCAUCUUAGCCAGACGCAGAGCAUGCCAGUCCAGCAAUGCGUUUCUGGACGGGACAGCUGGCCAACAGAGGAGCAAAAACCCCGACACGCCAACACUGAUCCGAUCGCACAGGAGUUGCCUUCGCCGCCGACCAUUCAAUAUUCAUCAUUCGGAAGAAACGAGCAGCAACCACAGAUUGCUUACCAGCAAAAGCGGUCGAGCUAUGCGCCGCCCACACACGUUGUUGAACUCGAUAACACCGAACACUCGGCCGGCUCUGAACAGAGUGGUUGGUCAGCGGGCAUUGCCGAUAACGGCAGCACCGAUAGCAACGGAGCAUACCCGUAUCCAGACGUGCGUUCACCAUCACAAGGUCGUUCGCCUUCGAGAGAAGCUGUUCAGCAGCAGAACACUUCGACCUACCAACAUCAACAGCAAGCGCCCUCGCCUCAGCCGCAACAAACACAAUCACAACAAAGUCCUUACGCGUACACAUACAAUCCAGCGGAUUAUCAAAAGCAGCCACAGGUGAUAGCCCAGUCCAAACCAUUCUAUCCCCUGCCUUCUCAACAGCAAUCCUACCAACAACAAUACUCCCACUAUCAACAACCGCAACAGCAACAGCCAGCCUACCCGCAGACUCGAGAGCCAGAGAUGCGUGAAAGGGAGCGAGGCCAGAAAGUGCCACAAUUCCAGGAAGGAAGGAAGUACAGUUUCGACGAAGCCAGAUUACAGCCGGAAGCACUCAACGUGGGCAGUUUCGAGCGCAGCAGGAGGUGGAGUGGCGUCGGAGUUGGUGAAUGA
Cyphellophora attinorum is the source of this 1461-nucleotide messenger RNA. RefSeq lists its product as uncharacterized. Lineage: Eukaryota; Fungi; Ascomycota; Eurotiomycetes; Chaetothyriales; Cyphellophoraceae. The record is from RefSeq and is a predicted model, not a curated record. The transcript has a single exon. Bases 1 to 1461 code for a protein of 486 amino acids.